This is a messenger RNA of Scutellospora calospora, 1902 nucleotides long. Lineage: Eukaryota; Fungi; Glomeromycota; Glomeromycetes; Diversisporales; Gigasporaceae. The record is from the annotation of a GenBank genome assembly.
AUGAUACCACACAUUAUCGUUUUCAUAUCCGGAAACGGUUCUAAUCUUCAAGCAAUAAUUGAUGCAGUACAGUCGGCAACCCUUAAAUGUAAAAUUGAUUUGGUAGUUUCUAACCGAAAAUCAGCUUAUGGCUUAACACGUGCAGAACAAGCUGGAAUUCCUACACUAGUUUUUCCCUUGAAACCUUAUAGAGACGCUGGAAAAACUCGUAUAGAAUAUGAUAUAGAUUUGGCUAAUAAAAUUAGAGAUUACAAACCCGAUUUAAUUGUCCUUGCAGGAUGGAUGCAUAUUUUAUCCAAAGAAUUUUUAGACCAUUUUAACGAUAAUAUCAUUAAUAUACAUCCGGCUCUACCAGGUCAAUUUGAUGGUGCAAAUGCUAUCGAAAGAGCUUAUGAGGCAUUUAAAAAAGGGGAGAUCACAAAAACUGGAGUUAUGGUUCAUAAAGUAAUUCCAGAUGUUGACAAGGGAGAGUCGUUAAUAAUUGAAGAAGUACCAAUAUUUGAAUCUGAUACUUUGGAAGAUUUAGAGGAACGAAUUCACUCAGUGGAACAUAGGCAUUUAGUUUUAUUCAAAAUGGAAGACAGCAAUGCAAAUGCAAAAAGAAAGCGUACUCUCGAUAUUGUAGUCGAUACACCUAAUAACUUAGAUCUGGACACCUAUAUUGCGAAUUAUAAAGGACACACCAAAGUUGAUCGUUUGCUUUUUAUAGCAAAACGAUGCCCUCCGCUACAGAUAGAUGCGUACAAACUUGCCUUGCAAGAACUACGCGAUAACUCCCUAGAUCAUAACAAAUAUAUUAAUACUGCUAAUAAACUUAAUGAAGUUCUAGCAUCUCAAGGAUAUCCCUCGUAUCCUGUGGAUAACGCGUGGGUUGAAACGACACAAAAACGCGCCAAGGCUGUAUUGGAAAGGUUAGAGGUUGAGUUGAAAAAUUUUAAGAACAAUCUAAUAAAAGAAAGCAUAAGGAUGGGUCAUAAUGAUCUCGGUGAUCAUUAUUAUAAUUGUGGAAAUCCAACUAAUGCUUUAAAGUGUUAUUCAAGAACAAGAGAUUAUUGUACUACGUCAAAGCAUGUUAUAGAAAUGUGCUUGAACGUGAUAAAAGUUUCUAUAGAAUUGGGUAAUUUUUCACAUGUACAUAGUUAUGUUAUCAAGGCCGAAUCUACACCAGACAUUCAACCGGUAGUGCAAGCCAAACUCAAAGUUGCAGCAGCAUUGGCGCAUCUUGACAGUAAUAAAUAUAAGCAAGCAGCAAAUUUGUUCUUGGAAACUAGUUUUGAGAUUUCUCAUCCUCAAAAUAAUUAUUCUGAGGUCAUCUCUCCAAAUGAUAUAGCUGUGUAUGGUGGCUUAUGUGCACUUGCAUCUUUUGAUCGUAAACAACUUAAAAAACAAGUAAUCGAUAAUACUGAAUUUAAACAAUUCCUUGAACUUGAGCCUCAUAUACGAGAACUCAUUUAUGGAUUUUACAACUCGAAAUAUUCAAUUGUAUUGGAUAUUCUAGACAGAUGGAAGAAUGAUUACCUACUUGAUCUUCACUUGCACAACCAUGUAGAAAGCCUUUAUGACAACAUUCGUAAGAAAGCGCUGGUACAAUAUUUCAGUCCUUUCCUUACCGUAGAUAUGAAUAAAAUGGCACAGUCUUUCGGGACCACUGUUCCAAAAUUAGAAAGAGAACUUGCCAAGCUGAUUACAGAAAAUCAUAUUCAAGCGCGGAUUGAUAGUCACAAAAAGAUUCUAUGCGCCAAACAACAAGAUCAUCGUAGUGGUAUAUUUCAAAAAUCAUUAAAGAUGGGGGAUGAAUUUGAACAAAGUACCAACGCAAUGUUACUUCGUAUGAAUUUGUUGAAAACAAAUCUUAUCGUGCAAACCAAUCAGAAGGGAGAAGGAAGUAGACGUCAUAAUUAG